Molecule: messenger RNA, 1974 nt
Organism: Mesorhabditis spiculigera
Lineage: Eukaryota; Metazoa; Nematoda; Chromadorea; Rhabditida; Rhabditidae
Source: the annotation of a GenBank genome assembly
AUGAAAUACUAUAAAGGGCAGGACAUUGCCAUGGUCAAGGAGACCCCACAAGGAGCCGAGCGGAAUUAUUCGGAGAUUGCCGAAAAAUGGCUCUGCUGGAUGGAGAAACAGGAGCAGGUGCCUAUUCAACGGCAACUGGCACAUGGAGGCGAGAAGAAGAUUGGAUGUGAAGGCCGCACAUACUUCGUCGAUGGCUAUGCCGUGAUGCCCGACGGGAAACGAGUGGCCUACGAAUUCAAUGGCUGCUAUUGGCACGGUAUGCAUACCUUCAAGUUUAUCAAUUCUUUUGCUGAGAAGAUGCGGCAGAGAAGGGACCGGACAGAACAGCGCCAGUACCACCUCGAGCACUCGAAAAUGCUCGACCACGUCGUCGUCAAAUGGGAGUGCGAGUUCGUCAACGAUAUGAGGGCGAACAAGGAGCUGCGUGAUUUCUGCGCCAAGCUCGACAACCCCGGAAGACUGCACCCACGCCGCACCGAGGCGUUCAAGGCCUUCUCGACUCCUGGUAAGACGGUCCAUUACCAGGACGUCAACAGCAUGUACCCUCAUGUGCAGCGAGAAGGCCGGUACCCUGUUGGCGAUGCCCGAAUUGAAAUGUUCCAAGGGAAAGCAGAUCAGAUGCCCGCUCAUAUCAUUAGGCAAAAUGCCAACCGCCCGGUGACCGUCUACAAUGAGGGGCUACAGGACGUCGAGAACCGAAACGUGCAAGAAGUCCGUAUCUGGGGCUUCCUGUAUGUCGAUGUGGUCGUGCCACGAGACAUCCCGAUUGCCCUGCUCCCGUUGAGCGUGAAAGGAGGGCUGCAGUUCCCGGUAUGCGGUCGAUGUGCCCAGGAGAAGAAGCCUGCCCGGACGUGUUCCCAUUCGGACGCUGAGCGGUACCUCCGUGACGUCUACUGGUCAGAAGAACUGCAGCUGGCCCUUGAUUGGGGGUGCAAAGUGGUGCGAGUGCACGAGACGAUGAGCUGGAGCCAGAGCACGGACGACUUCUUCAAAGACUACGUCACCGAUAACAUCAAGCGCAAAGUCGAAGCUAGUGGAUGGCCGGCCGCGGAUAUGUCAGAGGACGAGAAGCAGCAAUUCCUCGACAACUUCAAGGAGGAAGAUGGGGGUGCCUGCCUUGAUCGUGAAAUCCUCGACCGAGGGAUGAACCCGGCAGGGCGGUGGCUGGCCAAGCUGGCCAAUAAUAAUCUUUGGGGCAAAUUUGGCCAGAAGACGAACCAGUCCACCACCACCAUCUGCUAUACGGCCGAGCAAGUCGAGAGGAUUUGGUGCGACCCGUCCCGCAUCAUCACCGGCGAGCAUUUGAUGGCCGAUGAGAACGUCUGGAUCGUCAGUCACAAGGGGCAUCGUGAGGACAUUGUUGCCCGGUCUCGUGGCUCAGUAGCCGUGGCAGCCAUCACGACAAGCAGGGCCCGCAUCCGACUCAACAGUCUGCUGCUUCAGAUCUACCCGAAUCAGGUCUAUUGUGACACUGAUUCGAUAGUGUUCGAGGGUGGCCCUGUGGAGGAAGACGAGCUCGUCCGCCGCUUCUAUGUCCGCGAAGUGGGACCUCAGCUAGGCCAGCUGUCUUCAGAGAUCCCCAGCGGCUGGACUUGCCAGAGCUUUGUGUGCCCAGGGUCGAAGCAGUACGCGGCGCUGCUAAAGAAGGAUGGGGCCGACGAGUUCAAGCAGAUCAUCAAAAUCCGGGGUAUCACCCAGGAUCUCAACAACAAGGGCAAGCUGGACAAGGAUAUUCUACUGAACAUGGUGAACCGCUUCAUCAAGAUGAAUCUGGAGAACGCGGCCCCAGAUGAUGAUGAUGUGCCCUGCGAAUUUGGUCGUUGCUGGGGCGUCAAAGGUUAUUCCAUGCCUGUCGCAUGCACCGAUCUCGAGUCGUUUCUGGCCAUUGCCGCCGAGGCCGUCAUGAACAAUGCCGAUGACUUUGGGCCCAUGUUCGUCUUCAUCUUGACGAUCCUGAUCCUACUGUUCAAGCUU